Drosophila ananassae is the source of this 1617-nucleotide messenger RNA. RefSeq lists its product as uncharacterized. The record is from RefSeq and is a predicted model, not a curated record. The coding region runs from base 86 to 1495 and encodes 469 amino acids. Gene Ontology annotation, molecular function: protein binding. The transcript has 4 exons. NCBI's taxonomy places the organism in Eukaryota, Metazoa, Arthropoda, Insecta, Diptera, Drosophilidae.
CGUCAGAAUUGUGAUUGUUCACUGAAUUUCCAGAUUUCACAAUAUUCAGUAACUCAGUGUAGCUCUGGUUUGGCUUUUACUCAAAAUGUGUGCUUCAAUAAAUAUUACCGAUUUGCCGUUGAAUGUUUUGGAUUCGAUAUAUGAAAAAUUAUCAAUAAAAGACAAAAUCAAUUUGGCUGAUUCCGACAAAUAUCUCGAGCAAGUAUUCCUUUACCACGGAAAAAAGAAAUUCUCACGCGUAUCUGAUAAAGUCACCGAUGUGGGAUUAUAUUUGUUUCGGUUAUUGCCAAUGUUCGGUUCUACUAUUAAUGAAGUAACGCUUUAUGAACCAACACUCGGAUUAAUGUCUCUUGUGGGUCAAAAUUGUUCCAAUCUAAAUUCUUUUCAAAUUGCCUUGGAAAAUGAAAUAAGUGUUAAGUGGUUCAAUGACGUUCUAAAAAAUUUAAAAAAUCUUAAAUCAAUAAACAUGUAUUUAGACAGCGAUCCGUGUGAUAUGUUAGAAGACCUUAAAAGUCUGAAACAUCUACAAAAAUUAAAAAUAUGUUACGGAAAAAGCAUAGAAAAAUCUGAAAUACAUAAACUUGAGAAUUUAAAAGAGCUGACUAUUGAACCUGUUAAUCGUAUUACCAUAGAAACGAACGAAUUGUCCAACAAUCUACAAUUUUUAAAGUGCAAAAAUUUAAACAUUUUUUCAACCGUGCUUACUAACAAAUCGGUAUUUACAUUUUUGGAGCGCCUAGAAAUUGAUUUCUGUGACAUACGGCCUGGAUUUCCGGAUUGUCCUAACCUUAAAUUUUUACGUUUAUAUAAAACACACAUUACCGAAGACGGAAUUUUAAAAUGGAUGAAGGACCAGAUGCAACUAUGGAGAAGUUAUUUUAAAAGUGAAACUCUAUUGCGUCAGCAAUCCAUACAUAAAAUUCUUCCCAUUCCCGGAUCGGUUGUGGAGCAAUUCCGGGUCGAGGAGAUAUUUUUCCCAUUUCCCAAUUGUCCGCAUUUAAAAAUAUUGUGUUUGGACUAUAAUUUACUUACAGAGCAUUACGAUUGGGUUACAGAGAACGCGAAAUCGGUUGAGGAACUGAGACUUCAUUUUGGAACACGUGAAAUUACCGAUUUGGAAUUGCCCUUUUUUGAAAAUAUCCGUGAAAUAAGCAUUACGUCGGGUCCUUUGAGUCUCGUUUCGGACAGUGUUUACGAUUGGAUUUCCGAUCAUGCGUCGACUUUGACGACCCUGAGGCUUAAUGGAUUGCAGGAGGAUCAUUUUUCACUUUUUAUGCUCAGGCAUUGCAAAAAACUUCGUUCAUUGUCCUUGGGUAAUGGUAUUCAUACGUAUGUGCCCGAAUUCUGGAUGGCCUUUUUCGAUAUUCUGCACGAUAAUGGUAUGAGUUCCAAGGAUCCGUUGAGAUUGACCAUCAUAGACUGCCAGGAUGUGCACAAAAUGCGUCUACUAUCUAGAUUGCGAAAUUUUGACUGUGUGGAUAUGGUAUUCGUUUGAAUCUUUUAAUAGUAACUUGGACAUUCAAAUAAUGUGAUUCAUGUCGUAAAUUCAAUCUUGGUUAAAUUAAUAAAUUUAUAUCUCCGCUGCUCCAAAAAGUAAAGUGUAGAAUUCCCGUUGAA